GAACAAGUCAUUUGUUUCAUUCAUUUCAGAGGAGGCCAGCAGCUGCUCUGAGGAAGUUUGUCUCCCCUGAUUCUGUCUGCUCUGUGUUGAUCUGCUGUUUUCUGGUCUCUGGCAAUCAUGUCUGCGCCAAUACAGUUCAGUACAAUCCAUUGUGUCUGAAUUGAAUACAGGUCCAGUUAGAAUAAUGUGAAUGUUUAAUAUUUAGGGUCUCCAAACUCAUCUUGGUGAGUUCCAGCAGUCAUCUUGGCUUUGAUAAUCUGCUUUAAAUCCUGGUCUUUUUUUAUGUUUAUUGCACAGCACUUUGUAAUCUUGAGUUUAAAAAGUUGAAUAUAAAUAAAGUUUUAGUUUAUUAGUAUCAUUCGCUCUAACUUCUUGCUGCUUUUCCGUGUUUUGGAGUUUCUUUCUGGGAAGCACCGUGAUCAUGUCGCACUUGGUUCAUCUCCAGAGUCUCUCCCCCAGCCUGAGUCCAACAGGCUGCGCUCCUCCCCAGUCUGAGCUCAGCAGGGAUCAUGGCAUAGGUUCAGAUGGGGAAGCCUCGCUUCUGGCGGUUCUUCCCUUUCCCAAAAGUGUCCAGCUGCUGUCGGAGGGGCUCUCUCUCUAAACGAGGUCUGCUCGUGGGGAUCGGAUGCGCGCUUUAUUGGUUUUUCCUUGUUUCACCGGCGGGACUCUCACAGGAACCCCAGCGGCGCGUAGAACCUGACCGGGACGGGACCAAACACACUCAAGGGGGUUACAUCUUAGGCACCGCAGACGUGCACGCGGGCGCGACCUUUGCGGUCCCGACUGGAUCAAAUGUGGUCUACAUAACACUGAAACCGAGGCGCCUAAAGCCGGCUAACAUUAGAGGGACAGUGCGGCCAAAACUGCAGAGGAAGGUGUGGAGAGGGAGCACAGCUGGUCCGGCGGCUGCGCACAACAGCCGCGCGCACAGAGGCAUAACUCUGCGCGAGCUUACACCCGGAGCGUCUCUCCGGGGAGCAGUUGACAUAAUCAAGAACUUUAAUGGUAACAGAGAGACAGCCAGCGUUAGCACAAUUCGGGUUUAUGGCCCGCGCGCACCGCCGUGGUUUAGCGCGCAGGACUUGCGGACGAUGCGCUUUCUUGCAGAUUCUAAAGUUUUGCGCGUCAGAGAAAUUCCACGCGGAGAUUCUCCGCCACUUCUGAUUUUCGAGGGUGACAUCAAAUACCCCCCAAGCGACCAAACCCCCCGAGACAGAGCGUGUGAGGGGCAGUGUGGACUCAUCCGCAGCCCCGUGGACAACACGGAGGUGUUCGCCUUCCACCUGGACAGGGUGCUGGGGCUCAACAGGACCCUGCCCGCCGUCAGCAGGAAGUUUGGCUUCCUCCACGAUGAUCGACCACGCCCAGUGGUGUUAUGGGGCGCAUUGAUGCACCCAGAAGCUGUGGACCAGGUCACUGUGAGGCUGACGUGGAGGGAGUAUCAGAACUCUCUGAAGGAGAAGUGUUGGUCUAAAAAUGUCCGCCCAAAAUCUAAUUCAGCCUGCACCACAAUCUAUCACCACGAAUGGAGCAGACUGGCUCUGUUUGACUUCCUGCUGCAGAUUCACAGACGUCUGGACCAGAGCUGCUGCGGCUUCAAACCUCGGCAGGACGAUGUGUGCAUAAAUCCCAGCCCCCAUGCUGCAUGCAGAGACCCAGACAACACAGAACUGGGAAACAUCGUCCACAGAAAUCAUGACCCCCACCAUCUGGUGUUCAGCAUCAACAAGGGCUGCUUUGAUCGCAACGAGGACAACUUGGACUUCAGGCUAAUGGAGGGAAUCAGAGAGCUUCCAGAGGAAGUCAUGUCUGUGCUGGGCAGCAGAAAGCUGAGGGAGAAACUACUACAAUCUCUGUUUCUGGAUCAGGCAUACUGGGAAAGCCAGGGGGGCCGCCAAGGCAUCGACAAGCUGAUUGACGUCAUUGAGAGACGAGCCAAAGUCCUCCUUUCCUACGCCAACGCCCAUGGGAUCAAUGUCAUAUCAAUGAAUGUGUAGUGAGGAUUUAAAAGAGGCAAAACAUUGGCAGAAGAAAAAAAUGGUUAGAAUAGUAUUUAUAAUUUUUACGACCUCACAGUUUAAUCCGAAUGCCCCCUUAGGGUAGAGAGCUGUAAUUGCCCCAUGACCUCCAGUUUAUGCAUGCUGAGAUCACCUCGGAUGAGUUAGAUUAGCAUCCGAUGCCUGAUUGCAGAGGAGAAAGGCCAGGACUUCAAAUUUACUUCUCAGACAGAAUUUGAGAAAAACAACGAAAAGGAAGGUGGCAGAGCUGGAUAUCUACGCCUUUAUGCAGGGAAUGCCUGCUGACAGUCCAACCACAUGUCUAACAGUUGUAAACAGGACGUCAGUAGGACCCUUUUAAAAUUAUCAAAUCAGCGUAUAAAAAGAAAAAAAAAUAAGUCUAGGUUAAAUGUUUUAUUUACAUUACAAAUCAUUUGUUCAUACGAAAGCUAAAACACCUGUUUAUUAACUAGUUGGUUUUUAAUGUUGCCUAUUAUAAUGCAGAUUGUUUUCCUCCUCCCAGAAUACAGCCCUUCUGACCCACCCUGAUUAAAAGUACUGAAGCUAACUGCA
Oryzias latipes (Japanese medaka) is the source of this 2570-nucleotide messenger RNA. It is a transcript of the gene gask1b, whose product is annotated as golgi associated kinase 1B. NCBI's taxonomy places the organism in Eukaryota, Metazoa, Chordata, Actinopteri, Beloniformes, Adrianichthyidae. Gene Ontology annotation, cellular component: Golgi apparatus. The record is from RefSeq and is a predicted model, not a curated record.